CGGCGCGUUAAGUGUUUAUACAACUUUGAACAUUUUUUUAACUAUAUAAUACAAUUUUUCAGUGCACGACAAAUUAUCAUUAUUAUUUAGCUGAAAGAGCGCGGUGUAUAGGAGGUAACCGUAAUCAUCAGAUCUGCGGACUAUCCUGUGAUAAAAGUGUGUUUGAAAACAUACCAAGUAUUGGACUGCAGUGCGUCCCGGUGACUUUGUAAAAUGAGCGUUCCUAAGCCAGAUGGGCGUUUGACGCUGCCAAUUACGCGGGCCAUCGAUCAACAGGACGAGGAAACCUCGGAUUGUCCGCUCUUGACUCCGAGCCCGCCCGUGAAGCUCGUGCAAAGUACCCUGGACGACAGGAGCGCGUUCAUGGCUCGCGCCGAUACGCCCCUGGACGAGCCGCUGAACAACAUCAACUCCGAAGACGGACUCGCCUUCCUCAACAUCGUCAACAGCUCGUGCAAAGGAAUGGACGACGAACCAACUUCACGAGAUCCGAUGGUCGAAACGAGCAGCAACAGCGGCAGCAGUAGCGACACUAACGAGCCAGUUUGCACGCAAUUACUUACUCAAUUGAAUACCGCGUACACCCAUUUGGCUCCCGAUGCACAAGCCCUGUUUUACAACCAAGACAACAGCGGUAAGCCCCCGCUAACUGGGAUACAGUUGGUUGUGCCAAAGUCCCCGGAGGAUUACAGCUUCAUGAAAUGGAACUGGCCCGUUAUCCGGAAAACGUGUUUUUGGACGUUCAUGUCGGUUUUUGCCGGCUGCGUGGCCCUCGUCAUUGGCGUGCUGUACACCAUGCCCAAAAGAUGCGACCCCAAGGUCGAAUGGUGGCAAGGCAGUCUGUUUUACGAAAUAUUCCCCGCCUCCUUCCAAGACUCGGUGAAAAACGAUGGGAUCGGCGACCUUCGGGGCAUAACGAAUCGACUGGAGUACCUGGAAGGCCUCGGGGUCAAGGGGGUACGAUUGAACUCGAUAUUUUUGUCGACAAAGUAUCCCCAGCGUUACACCGAACUGGAGAGCCUGACGGAAAUAGACCCGGCCCUCGGCACCCUCGACGACUUUUCCAAAAUGGUAUCUGCGAUUCACCAGAGAAACAUGGCCCUCGUGCUCGACCUGCCGCUCUACCCGUUCGUCGAGAACUUUGACGGAGCCACCGAGAACCGCAACCUCACCGACCGCCCCAACGAGCGAGAAUCACCGGCCCUGCCCUUGCCGUCCUCCCGUAGCGAGGCCAAGCGCGCUCUUUUGGCCCCGGAAGUCCCGACGGAGACGUUUGGCCCUCACCCGCUCGACGACAACGUUGUCACGAGGGCCAUUAGGUUCUGGCACGGCAGGAACGUCGAUGGUUUUUACCUGAAGGGCCUCGAGCACUACACCUACGAGAUAAAUUUCGCCGCCGCCCUGAGACAUUGGAAAUCCAUCGUGGGCCCGGAUAAGAUACUCGUGUGCAGCGAAAAGGCGCUGGCCACUGACUCGGAGCUCGCGAGAAGUGCCAUUCUCAGCAGAGUUAGUCUGGUUGAUGUUACGCUGGACGUCGUCAAUGGGACGAAGAGUAUCAAGGACCAGGUGAUCAAGGUGCUGAAGGGACCGCUCUUCCAAAAAGCCAAUUACCCGUGGGUCCACUGGUCCACCGGUAGCAUCGACACUUUCAGACUGGCCUCCAAAUUGAAGGUCGCCAACGCCAGCGUUGCCAUAGCCAUGAUGGGAAUGAUGCUGCCGGGCACGCCUAGUAUUUUUUACGGGGACGAGAUCGGUAUUUUAAGUUCGGCAAGUCAUGGCCGGCGAGGUGGCGAGCCUCUGGGCCAACUGGUGCCCAUGCGCUGGGACAAUGUCAAUGCCAACGAUGAGGCAUUCCUAGCGAGCACCACGACACCGUGGACGCUCAAGUCUACGAAGCCAGCUGUGACCAAUUUAACCGGUCUCGUGUCGAAAAUGUUGAGACUACGUGCGGAAGCUGUACCUAUAUACGUGAAAGCUGUGCUCAAAAAUAACGAACCCGUGGCCAAUUGCGAUGUUCGGUACACUGCGGAUGAGAUGAUUGUGAUUGAACGGCGAUACCCUCGAAGAAACACUUACGUGUUCGUGUCCAAUCUUGGCCCUGUCAGUCGAACGAAGGAUUUGUCGUCGCUCUACUACGGAGGCUACGUGGUCGUCGGACCCGAGCACAAGCUAAAUCGCAACAUUUACUUCAAGGAAUUGACCAUCCUGCCUGGCGAAGCUUUUGUCAUCAAACUCGACAAAUGAACUCUUUUUACCUUUUUUGGUUGCUCUCUCUUUUUUUUUUUUUUUUUUUUUUCCUCUUUUUUCGUGCAGUACGAAAUCAUCAUUCAUCUAUCAAGUAUUCAGAGAUCCAAUUUCUAAACUUUUCUUUAUCAACACGUUCGAAAGUUCGAAAGUUGCGAUGAAUACCUAUAAAGGUCGAUGCGUCUUACGUAUCUUUUUUUUUAUUAAAUUUUUAAACUCAACAUCAAUGUACGCAUUUCGUCAUGAUGUGUUUACAUGAUUUUUUGAAAUUUUAAAUUCAGAAUUCCAGUUUGUUUCGUGCGUGUGUAAAUACUCUCAUGUGUACAUGAGCAGCAUUAGAUACUUACAACGAGUAUUCUGAAAAUUCCUAAAGCUAUGAAAUGGAAAAUGAUAGCGUACUUACUAUUUUUUUUUUUUUUUUUUCAGAUUUUUAAAACAAUUGUUAUUUUCAGAUUACUUGAGUAUUGAAGAAUGUAUAUCUUAAACUAAA
This is a messenger RNA of Copidosoma floridanum, 2734 nucleotides long. RefSeq names its product amino acid transporter heavy chain SLC3A1. Gene Ontology annotation, biological process: carbohydrate metabolic process. Lineage: Eukaryota; Metazoa; Arthropoda; Insecta; Hymenoptera; Encyrtidae. The record is from RefSeq and is a predicted model, not a curated record.